AUGAGAGGAAGGGCCCUUGUGAGGGGGCUGCUCCGACGCCCCUCCGUGUGCGCCCUUCUUGGCAGCAGCAUGCCGCGCGGCACGACGAUUUUUGCGGUGGCCACGCGCCCCUACAUGCCGCUUCCGAACGACCAGAGUGAGUUUUCUCCCUACAUUGAAAUUGACUUGCCCAGCGAGAGCCGCAUUCAGGCGAUACAUAAGAGCGGUCUCGGGGCACAGGAGUGGGUGGCCUGCGAGAAGGUGCACGGCACCAAUUUCGGCAUUUACCUCAUCAACCUUGGGGAGCAGGAGGUGGUGCGCUUUUCGAAGCGGAGUGGAAUUAUGGACCCCAACGAGAACUUUUUUGGGUACCACAUCCUCAUCGACGAGUUCUCCGCACAGGUCCGCAUUUUGUGCGAUCUGCUAAAGCAAAAGUACGGGCUAAGUCGUAUUGGGCGCGUCGUUCUCAACGGUGAGCUCUUUGGGGCAAAGUAUAAGCAUCCACUGGUGCCCAAGAGUGAGAAGUGGUGCACGAUGCCGAACGGGAAGCGGUUUCCCAUCGCCGGUGUGGAAAUUCAGCGGGAGCCAUUUCCGCAGUACAGUCCAGAGCUUCACUUCUUCGCCUUUGACAUCAAGUACUCUGUGAGUGGGGCGGAGGAGGACUUUGUCAUGCUUGGCUACGAUGAAUUUGUGGAGUUUUGCUCCAAGGUGCCGAAUCUACUGUACGCCAAGGCCGUUGUCCGCGGAACGCUCGACACUUGCCUGGCGUUUGAUGUGGAAAACUUCAACACCCCGCUGCCAGCCCUGCUGGGGCUUGGCAACUACCCGCUUGAGGGGAAUCUCGCGGAGGGCGUCGUCAUACGUCACGUCCGGCGCGGCGACCCGGCGGUUGAGAAGCACAAUGUUGCAACUAUCCUGAAGCUGCGCUGCUCCAGCUUCAUGGAGCUGAAGCACCCGGGAAAGCAGAAGGAACUGAAGGAGACAUUUAUUGACACCGUGCGGACAGGGGCACUGCAGCGUGUGCGUGGGGAUGUGACGGUGAUUGCUGACUCCAUGCUGCCGCAGGUGGAAGCCGCCGCAAACAACUUGCUGUUGAACAACGUCAGCGACGGUAGACUGAGCAACGUGCUCUCCAAGAUUGGGCGGGAGCCGCUGCUCUCCGGCCAGGUCUCAGAAAAGGAUGUUGCUCUGAUGCUUGCCAAGGAUGCUCUAAAGGACUUUCUCAAGGAGGUGGAUGUCUUGGUGCUCAAUACGAGUCUCUCGUUCCGAAAGAUGCUUAUUUCGAACGUCUACUUUGAGUCGAAUAAGCUUGUAGCGCAGAAGUGGAAGGAGCUCAUAAAGGAGGAGGCGGCAGCACAGCAGGAGGCGGAGACGGCUGCAUUGAGGGAGCCCCAAGCAACGGCUUGA
Trypanosoma rangeli is the source of this 1386-nucleotide messenger RNA. Its product is annotated as REL1 protein. NCBI's taxonomy places the organism in Eukaryota, Euglenozoa, Kinetoplastea, Trypanosomatida, Trypanosomatidae. The record is from RefSeq and is a predicted model, not a curated record. Bases 1 to 1386 code for a protein of 461 amino acids. Gene Ontology annotation, molecular function: RNA ligase (ATP) activity; ATP binding. The transcript has a single exon.